Molecule: messenger RNA, 609 nt
Organism: Colletotrichum siamense
Lineage: Eukaryota; Fungi; Ascomycota; Sordariomycetes; Glomerellales; Glomerellaceae
Exons: 1
Coding region: 1-609 (202 amino acids)
Source: RefSeq, a predicted model, not a curated record
AUGGACGACGGGCAGGACACACCCACCAAGCCCACCUCCGGCACUCGGGCCGAGGACGAAACCGUUCUCACGCCUGCGCGCUCGACUGAAACGGCACCUGGAUCUGGACCUGGACCUGGACCUGGACCAUCCACCCCGCUGCCCGCGCUGCCCGCAACCCCGACCAUCCCGACAACUGAAGAGCAGACGCCGGGAACUCUGCGCCGCCUUUUCCAGACUCCGCCACGGCGGCCUCGCCGGUCCAGAGCCGCUGCCGGGCUCGAGGCCCAGGAGCCGAGCCCUCUUCGUCCCCUUGAGACGCCACCUCGCCGACCGCCAAAGAGGGCUCGUUUUACGACUGGAUUUGGCAGCCCAUCAAGCCCGACUGGCUCUGGUGGCCCCUCUAGCCCAGUUGUUUCUGACGCCGACGCUAGUUCGGCUUCGAACAAUGCGUCUGUUCAGCGGGAAGGGGUUGCGCCCAAGACACGGCUAGAUGCAGAAGCGGAAGGAGAAGAUGGUACGGAUACAGAGCAGAGAGGCGAUGCAUUUGAGGUGACGGAAGCUGGGCCGAGUGGGGAUGCAGAGCGAAAGGGUAGCGGCGGUGGUGGUACACUUGGUGGUGUAAGGUAG